AUGGGAUCGCAGGUUCGCGGAACGUCACAGGGUGACUCUCCGGGCUCAAGAUCCGACUCCGAGUCAGACGAUCCUCCCCUCGUUUCCAUUAGCGACGAUGAAAACUCGCACGAUCUGCAAGAUGAUUUUGACGAGUCUUCUUCGGAUCAGGAAGAACCGAUGUCAUCUUCAUCGUCUUCUUCCUCCUCUUCAGACGGGUCAGAAUCAAAUAAUUUCAUCUUCGAAAUGUUCGAAGAUGAAGGUAGAACCCCAAGGAGGAUAGUGAGAAGGAAAGAGCAGAUUGUCGAUUGUUUGGAAUGCUUUGGGUCAAUCUUAGAUAAGAGGGAUGGCGUUGAUCUGAUAGCGAGAGAUUUAAGAAUUAUCGAAGAACAGAGAUCCAAAAUGUUAUCGAGAUUAUCAAACUUGAAUGGGAAUGGAUUUCGAACGAAGGGAAUGGGCAAGGGCAGAUCGAAAAUGAAAACGCGAAAUCAGAAGAAAGUAAAUCCAUUGAGUAAAAUGGAUACACCCUGGACGAAGUUGGUCGAUUUGAUAAGAAUGAUGAGAGUUGAUGGAAGUGCUGAGAAAGAUCCCAAGGAGGUUCGAUAUUGUCUGGGGGUUUUACAUAACUUGAUCCAACAGUAUAUAUUACCAUUGAUACAAGAUAGACACUACAUACAUACUCUUUCAGGAAUUGAAAGUCGUACUAUUCGUUCUUUAAGAUCUGGAAAUAUCAACUUACCAGAAAGUCAUCAAUUGAUAUCAUCAGAUCCAUCACAUCUUCAUCUCAUAUCUCAAACGCCCUUGUUCUUCCUCUUACGUCUUAUUAGAUAUGCUCUUAAUCCCGAUCAUAUCAUACCGAAUAUACUGGAUUUAUCGAAUUUACCAUAUGAUAAUGUGAACCCGUUCUUAUACGAAGUCAAUUUUGAGGGUUUAUUUCAACUCAUUGGAUCGAGUACAGAAGGAGUGAAAUAUUUGGAUCUGUCGAGGAAUAGGAUGGAUAAUGAGGGAUUGUCGGAUACAUCGCAGAGUAAUUUCCCAGAAGUUCGAUCAUCGUUGUCAUUACCAUUACCAUUUCCUAACGUAGAAGUUAUCAACCUCAAAAAUACUCGCAACUUGACGAAUCUGCCUCUUAGUAUGGUCCGAUUACCUAAACUGCGACGGAUAAUUGCCAAUCGACAUUCCCCUCUUUGGUGGUCUUGCGAAGAUACUGCAAAAUUCCUUCGGCAUGAUGCACAAGCGCAGGAGCCGCUCGAGAUGAAAGUGAAACUGAAGAACAAUCAGGGGAAUACAGAUGGCGGAAAGAUAAGGGAGGGUGUAUCAAGUCUGGUUGAGCAUUGUAUCUUAUCGCUCCUUCCACUGCGAUAUUCUACUCACGAUCGCGAAGAGUUCGUCAACUUCGAGAAGACGGUGGAAGAGAUGAUUCCUGAGAGGUAUUUAGGAAUGUACCAGAAGUCGUAUAGAUGCGAUAGAUGCUACAAGUUCAAAAUCAUACAUAACAACGACGGGAAAUCAGGCAAUGGAACGUCGGUAGCUGAGGAAUUUGGCUGGAUGAUGAAUGAUCCUCAUUUACCUUAUACUGCAGGAGACAGGAAUAGAGUAACGCUUAAACCAGUCAGAGUGGUGGGUAGGUGUUGUGGGAUCUGUAAGAUACGAGUGGCUAGGUUAGGCCAAGUAUACAGAGUGAAUGGGAUCUCAUGA
This is a messenger RNA of Kwoniella mangroviensis CBS 8507, 1677 nucleotides long. RefSeq lists its product as uncharacterized. The transcript has 4 exons. The record is from RefSeq and is a predicted model, not a curated record. Lineage: Eukaryota; Fungi; Basidiomycota; Tremellomycetes; Tremellales; Cryptococcaceae. Bases 1 to 1677 code for a protein of 558 amino acids.